ACAUCCAAUAUAACCCCUCGAUGAGGACAGCGAGUGAUGAGAUUGUCUAUGCGUCCUGUUGCGUGAAUGCGGUACGCGAGACCAUCUCAACUCAUGCCAUUGAGGCAAACCCUGCCACGAAAUUCCUCAAUACACAGACAGAGACAACUGAUUUCUUUGGAGUUCGACUUAACCUUUUGAAAUCGAACGGCCUUCCUCUUGAAGAGCCGGUCCCCAUGAACCAGGUGUAUAGCCUGUGUGUGGCUGUAACAGACGAAGCAUACGAUUUUGUGGGUCUUUUUCUCAUCACCGCCCGUAACGAAGAUUCCUCGAGAUCCGUCCAGACCUAUUCUGAUGGUUGCAAUGAUGUCGGGGCCGACUCCAUCAUACAUCGGAUGCCGUACAGAGUUAACGCCAAGAAAAUCUGCAUGGAAUACAAACCAGGGUUUUUCACUCCAGGGCCCCCUGAAAUUAUUUUUGACAUCGAAUAUAACCUGUGUACAACUGCUAGUCAGUCAUCCUGCAACCUGGAAACCGAAUGUAACGAUGCAGGACGGAAGCGCCGCCAGGCCAUCGAGGAACCAAACAAGAAUAACGCCGUUGCUAGAGUUAGGUUUGAAGGUGGACAAACUGCAUCCGAAUCUCAAGGCGCUGAAGCAGUAGCCCCGUCUGUGGCGGAGUGCAACACGACUCCCACCAUGUUCGUCGCCAUCAUCGCCACAUCCGUCAUUGUUGUGCUGCUGCUUCUGGUGACAAUCGUUCUCAGCUGCCUUCUCAUGAAACGUAGGCGUCGUAAGGAGUUUGACGGGGAUGGCUUCAAGACGGAGAAGAGCUCUCACAAACCACAAUACUAAUGCCGUCCGUUGCAUCUAUUGCGAAAAUCCCGUAUCCUCAUGAGUAC
Molecule: messenger RNA, 880 nt
Organism: Haliotis rufescens (red abalone)
Lineage: Eukaryota; Metazoa; Mollusca; Gastropoda; Lepetellida; Haliotidae
Exons: 6
Coding region: 21-833 (270 amino acids)
Source: RefSeq, a predicted model, not a curated record